This is a messenger RNA of Nanorana parkeri, 2903 nucleotides long. It is a transcript of the gene RBM19, whose product is annotated as RNA binding motif protein 19. The transcript has 25 exons. Gene Ontology annotation, molecular function: RNA binding. The record is from RefSeq and is a predicted model, not a curated record. Bases 64 to 2784 code for a protein of 906 amino acids. NCBI's taxonomy places the organism in Eukaryota, Metazoa, Chordata, Amphibia, Anura, Dicroglossidae.
AAGAUGGCGGCGCCCUGUACCACAACGUGAGGCUAGUGAGGAUGUUUACCUAUAACCAUUAAGAUGUCGCGAUUAAUUGUAAAGAAUCUCCCUAACGGGAUAAAAGAAGACCGAUUUCGAGACCUGUUUGCUGCUUUUGGGACUUUGACAGACUGCACUCUAAAAUAUGCAAACGAUGGUAAAUUCCGUAAAUUUGGCUUUAUUGGUUAUGGCUCAGAAGAGGAGGCCAAAGCAGCACUUAGCCAUUUCAACAAAAGCUUCAUUGACACAUCCCGUGUAUCUGUGGAAAUCUGCAAAUCAUUUGGAGAUCCUUUGAAGGCCAAAGCGUGGAGCAAAUACUCGAAAAAAGAAGCCAAAGAAUCUGCCAAAAAUCAGGAUGCAAAGCAGUCAUUAAAUGACAAUAAAACGAAAAAGAAGAAUGCAACUUUGGAGGAACUGGAAAAAGACAGUGGCUUCCAAGAGUUUCUCACAGUUCAUGAGAGCAGAAGCAAAACCGCUACCUGGACUAAUGAUACAAAGGUGGAGGCUGUACAGAAAGCAAAGAGCCGCUCAGAGGAUGAUUACCUGAAUUUUGAUUCUGCAUCUGAGCAGGAGACAGACGAUGAGAAUGAGGAUGAUUCAGAAAAAGAUCGAAAGCUUGCUCUGCAGAACGAAGUUUCUGACAUGGAGUACCUUAAGUCCAAGGUAGUACAAGAUGGCUCAUCUGUAAAUAAGAGCGAAUCGGAGCAAAAUGAAAAAAAUAGCAAAGAAAUGGAUAAAAAUACUCAAGGUGGCAACUGCAAAAGUCCACAAUCUUCUCUAAAGAACAAAGUCCUAAAGAAAGAGAAACCAGUUGUUCAGAAUGAGCCCACAACUCCAUAUACAGUUAAGCUGAGGGGAGCACCCUUUAAUGUAACUGAACUAAAUGUGCGUGAAUUUCUGCUGCCACUGAAACCAGCUGCAAUUCGAAUAGUGAGAAACUGCUACGGUAACAAGACUGGUUAUAUCUUUGUGGAUUUGAAAAAUGAAGAGGAGAUUCAGAAAGCACUUAAGAAGAACAAGGACUAUAUGGGUGGAAGAUACAUAGAAGUGUUUCAGGUUGAGCAAGCAAAGGACACUUCAUUCUCAGAGAAAGUACAAAGUAGACCAUGGGAACAGAAGAAGAAUGAUUCUGAGCUGCAGGAGGACUUAUCAGAAUCUGGAAGACUGUUUGUCCGAAAUCUGCCUUAUAGCUGCACUGAGGCAGAUCUGGAGGCACUGUUCUCCAAAUACGGACAAAUCUCUGAGAUCCAUUUUCCCAUUGACAAGCUAACAAAGAAACCAAAAGGCUUUGCCUUUGUUACGUUUCUUAUCACAGAACAUGCUGUAAAAGCCUACGCAGAAGUUGAUGGACAGAUAUUUCAGGGCCGGAUGUUGCACAUUCUUCCAUCUACAGUAAAAAAAGAAGAGGAAGCUGAAGGGUCUACAGAAUCCUCAGGAUACAAGAAACAAAAGGCUCAGAAGGAAAAAGCCAAUAGCUCCAGUUCCCACAACUGGAAUACGCUGUUCAUGGGCACCAGCUCAGUGGCCGAGGUGAUCGCUCAGAAGUACAAUACUAGCAAAAGCAAAGUGUUGGACCAUGAGGGAAAGGGAAGUGUAGCUGUAAGAGUUGCUUUGGGAGAGACCCAGUUAGUACAAGACGUUCGUCAGUUCCUGAUUGAAAAUGGAGUCAGUCUGGAUUCUUUUGGCCAGGCUUCUGGAUCACGCAGUAAAACUGUGAUCUUAGUGAAAAAUCUCCCAGCUGGUACCCAGGUUUCAGAACUACAGGAAGUGUUUGGGCGGUUUGGAGACCUAGGAAGGGUGUUGCUGCCAGAAGGUGGCAUAACUGCCAUUAUGGAAUUCACUGAACCAACUGAAGCCAAGCAAGCCUUCCAUAAAUUGGCAUAUACAAAGUUUCAACAUGUACCUCUGUACCUGGAAUGGGCUCCCAUGGAUGUGUUCAACACCCCACCUGCAGGGAAGAAAGCUGAACUGGUAAAUGAGGACAAGACAGCAGAGGGAGAUAAAGGUGACAUUUCCACAGGACGUGAAGAAGCUCAGACUGACAUAAAAAGUGAAUCUGAGGAGGAAGAAACACUUCCUGGAUGUACAUUAUUUAUUAAAAACCUAAAUUUUACAACCAGUGAAGAAACACUUAGGGAGGUAUUUUUGAAAAUUGGGCCUGUGAAAUCUUGUAGCAUUUCAAAAAAGAAAGACAAACAAGGUAAUCUCCUAUCUAUGGGCUUUGGUUUUGUGGAAUAUAAGAAGCCCGAACAAGCACAAAAAGCUCUCCGACAGUUGCAACAUUGCACAGUAGAUGGACAUCAGUUGGAAGUCAAACUGUCUGAACGGGCAACUCAAGCAAAGGUGUCGACUGAACGUAAAAAACAGACAAGCAAAAAACAGAAGACCUCAAAGAUUCUGGUUCGAAAUGUUCCCUUCCAGGCUACUGUUAAGGAAAUCCGAGAGCUGUUCAGCACUUUCGGUGAACUGAAGACUGUACGUCUACCAAAGAAGAUAGCUGGCACAGGAACACAUCGUGGUUUUGGCUUUGUGGACUUUGUAACAAAACAAGAUGCUAAGAGAGCAUUUAAUGCACUUUGUCACAGUACACAUUUAUAUGGACGAAGGCUGGUUCUGGAAUGGGCAGACACUGAGGAGAGUUUGGAGGCUCUGAGGAGAAAAACUGCAGAACAGUAUCAUGGUCCCCCAAAGAAGAAAAGCAAAGCUGCUGGGCUGAUGGAUGAUUUCAUGGAGAGCCUAGAGCCAGAUGAUCCAGAUGCAUAAUAUGUUUUCUAGAGUCUGUCGUCAUUCAAAUUACACCUGUUGAAGAGGUGACUCUGAGCUCUUGUGACAAGGCUUUUAUAGGACGUUGACGGACCUUUAACAAACUGCUGGACUUUUUA